AUGGAUCUUCUUGAUUCAGAGGAAUCAUGUCUCCCAGAUCCCAGCGUUCCCGAGCCAGAACCUGAAGUGAAUCUGGUCGAUAUUGAACAAUCGUGUGUCCCAGAUCCCAGCGCUCCUGGUCCAGAACCUGAAGUGGAUCUUGUUGAUCCAGAGGAAUCAUUUGGUCCAGAUCCCAGCAUUCCCGAGCCAGAACCUGAAGUGACAUCAGAGCAUUUAAGUUUGGAAAACUGCAUCCGUCUUAAUGUGUCCAAGCUGGAGGAUCGUUUGAGGGAAUGUACACUGUCCAAGACUCCUGUCACUGAGGUCUGGCCCAGGGUCUUCAUUGGAAAUGAACUGCAUGGGACCCGCGAUCAACUGAAGGAGAUGGGAAUUACUCAUAUCCUUAAUGCUGCAGCGCCAAAAAAGGACCUGAAGUUCUUGUUGGGAAUGGCAAGCGAGAAAGACCUACUAGGAACGGUCAACACAGGGUCCAGAUAUUACAGAGGCAUGAACAUGACUUACUGUGGCCUGCCUUCGUUCAGACACUGGGCCAAUAUCAGCAAGUACUUCUUGCCAGCAGCCAAAUUUAUCCAUAAGGCUUUGAGGAACCCAACGAGUAAGGUGUUGAUUCACUGCACACAGGGUCUUAGCCACUCGGCGACUCUGUUUCUGGCUUAUCUGAUGAUCUGCCAUGACAUGAUGGUGGAGGAGGCCAUUGAUCAUGUCAUAAAAGUGAGAUGCAUCAAGCCCUAUUUCGGCCAUCUGAAGCACCUGGCGUUCCUCAAUGCCGACCUUGUGCUGCAGCGAAAUCUAAAGCUACAGGGGGGAAAAACAGACAAAAAGAUGAACAAAUGGCAGGUUAAAACAAAAGGAAUGUUGUAUUUGUACCGUAUGGUGACCAUGUACAUCACAACUCUUCCUGUUCCCAGCAUGCACAUGCACUGCGCCCCGAAGCAUUACAGCCUGGACGUAGUGGUGGAGUAUUUCAUCACCUCACGUCUCUUCUACUGGUACCACACCAUGGCCAACAACCGGACCUUGAGAGGAUCUCCUCACAACUAUCUGAACCGGAUUUGGUGGAACCGCGUGUUUAACUUCCUGGAGAAGAAUGUAAAGACGACGGUUCCCUGCUCGUUCUCGUGGCCGCUGUUGCCUCCAUCUGCCGUCUUCAAGAACCCGUUACAGAUUAUUGAUCUGUCAGUCUCAGAACACCACACAAUGUCCACAGAGGUCAGAGAGGUGCUUCUGGAGGUUUACCUCAACGGUGCCUUCUACUGCAGGGAAAGUUACUGGGCAUCAGAUGAUAAAGAUGUGCAGCUGGAGUUUGAGAUCACCAAUGCCAUCUAUGACCUUCUCGGCUGCAGCGCAUCUCAAGAGAUAGAUGUGCAGCUGGAGUUUGAGACGGACGAUCACGUCUCAGUCGGUCACUGCAGUCCAGGAGAGAUGCACAUGGAGCUGGAGACUGAUGAGAAUCAGAACAUCUCAGUCUGUGAAGUGAAAGACUUGCAGCUGGAGAUGAACAGGAACGUCAGCGUAUCAGAGCUGAAGAAGCCUGCGCUGGUGUCUGAAGAUCUGAGAGACCCAGCAGGACCUUCAGUGGAAGACAGCGGUGUUCAGGAGAACAGCCCGACAGAAAGCACUGCUGGGUGGAUGUUCAAGAAAAUAAGUGCAGUCUUCCAGCAAUUGACUGCAAUCUUCCAGACAAAUGCACUGAAUGCUGUUGGGGAACCUGAAGUGGAUCUUCUUGAUCCAGAGGAAUCAUUUGGUCCAGAUCCCAGCAUUUCCAAGCAAGAACCUGAGGUGAAUCUGGUCGAUACUGAGCAGUCAUGUAUCCCAGAACCUGAAAUGGAUCUACUUGAUUCAGAGGAAUCAUGUCUCCCAGAUCCCAGCAUUCCCAAGCCAGAACCUGAAAUGAAUCUGGUCGAUAUUGAACAAUCGUGUGUCCCAGAUCCCAGCGCUCCUGGUCCAGAACCUGAAGUGGAUCUUGUUGAUCCAGAGGAAUCCUGUGCACCUGGUCCAAGCGUUCCCGAGCCAGAACCUGAAGUGACAUCAGAGCAUUUAAGUUUGGAAAACUGCAUCCGUCUUAAUGUGUCCAAGCUGGAGGAUCGUUUGAGGGAAUGUACAGUGUCCAAGACUCCUGUCACUGAGGUCUGGCCCAGGGUCUUCAUUGGAAAUGAAGAGACUGCAUGGGACCGAGAUCAACUGAAGGAGAUGGGAAUUACUCAUAUCCUUAAUGCUGCAGCGCCAAAAAAGGACCUGAAGUUCUUGUUGGGAAUGGCAAGCGAGAAAGACCUUCUAGGAACGGUCAACACAGGGUCCAGAUAUUACAGAGGCAUGAACAUGACUUACUGUGGCCUGCCUUCGUUCAGACACUGGGCCAAUAUCAGCAAGUACUUCUUGCCAGCAGCCAAAUUUAUCCAUAAGGCUUUGAGGAACCCAACGAGUAAGGUGUUGAUUCACUGCACACAGGGUCUUAGCCACUCGGCGACUCUGUUUCUGGCUUAUCUGAUGAUCUGCCAUGACAUGAUGGUGGAGGAGGCCAUUGAUCAUGUCAUAAAAGUGAGAUGCAUCAAGCCCUAUUUCGGCCAUCUGAAGCACCUGGCGUUCCUCAAUGCCGACCUUGUGCUGCAGCGAAAUCUAAAGCUACAGGGGGGAAAAACAGACAAAAAGAUGAACAAAUGGCAGGUUAAGACAAAAUAGAACACAGAUUUGAAAAAUGGUGCAGAGAUU
This is a messenger RNA of Carassius auratus (goldfish), 2709 nucleotides long. RefSeq lists its product as uncharacterized. Gene Ontology annotation, molecular function: protein tyrosine/serine/threonine phosphatase activity; MAP kinase phosphatase activity. The record is from RefSeq and is a predicted model, not a curated record. NCBI's taxonomy places the organism in Eukaryota, Metazoa, Chordata, Actinopteri, Cypriniformes, Cyprinidae. Bases 1 to 2679 code for a protein of 892 amino acids. Gene Ontology annotation, cellular component: cytoplasm. Gene Ontology annotation, biological process: negative regulation of MAPK cascade; protein dephosphorylation. The transcript is spliced from 10 exons.